AUGAAGAGACAAAGUAGUGUUGAUGCGAUCAAUGCCAAUGAUCAAAUCAGCAGACUCCCAGACGAGGUAUUGCAUAAGAUCUUAUCAAAACUGUCCAUCCAAGAAGCUGUGAGGACAAGUGUUCUAUCAUGUCGAUGGGUGGAUUUGUGGAAGGAGAUGCCACAUCUCUUCUUGGACCUACGAAAGUUGGCCAAAUUCAGAACUCUUUUGCCCCAUGUUAUUGAUAAUGAUGCCGUUAGAUCGAUGACCAAGGUUAUAAACGAUCACCGUGGCGGCCAUUUGGAAAGAUGCACAAUCUAUUAUUACUCAUACCAAUGUAAAAACAGGAUGGUCGAGGCUUGGAUUAGAUCAUUGAUUCAUGUGAAACACAUCAAGCAUCUCACACUUAUAAACUAUCUGUGCCCUUUUAGACCUAACACAAAACCCGUCACACUCGACUUGCCUCCAAAUUCAUUUUCCCAUCCAUACCUGAAAUCACUACACUUAGGUCGGUAUCAUAUAAAAACUCCACUUUCUUUCAAUAACUGUGGGAAUCUAAUGAAUCUAGAACUCACUGGCAUUUUGGCUGAGGCUGGAGUCCUUAACGCAGUCCUCAUGUCUUGCCCUUCUCUCGAAGUGCUUGUAGUAGUUAUCAAUUGCGACAAAGGAAGAGGUCUUCUGAAAAUUGAGAACCGCAACUUAAAGUUCUUGUAUCUAUCCUGUUAUAAAAUUGAUGGCAUUGAAGUGUCUACACCAAAUUUGGACAUCCUCAGCAUUGGAUCUCUCUGGUGUGAGAGAGAGAACGUUGUCUUUGAGAAUCCUAGACUCCAGUUUCAUAGAAACUAUUGGACUACAGGAAAAAUAUAUGCUCACACCAGUUAUAGUAUAUCAUGCCCAGAUCAGGAGAAAAAGAGCAUUGGACAUGAAUUCAUGAUGAGCAGGUCCCAGGAAUUUUUGAGUGAAUUUUCAUCGAUGUCGGUAAGUGUAGACUUGGCAAAUACAAAACAAGUUGAGAUGCUGCAUGAAGUCUUAGCUGCAUGGCGUGGAGAAAUGGAAGAACUUGAGGUCUUAUUCAAGAAAUGCAAUGCUCCGAGUGCAGAAGUUGAAACUUCUAUUGGAAGAACAAAGAAGCAGUUUUGGGAAGUGAAAAAACCGUUUUCUGACGUUAACUUCACUGCAUAUACUGUAUGGCUGUCUGAUUUUAGCGGUUCAAAACAAGAGAUUGCGUUUGCCUCGUGGUUGAUAACGCAAGGGAUGGUAAUCAAGACUAUGUUAAUCAAACCAUCGUCGUCUUUUUCAAGUAAGAAGUUGGAGAUAGAGGGUGCAGUGGCCAACCUAAAGGAACUUCCAAAAGGUUACAGUGAGCUCGAUAUCAUAAUGGCCUAA
Molecule: messenger RNA, 1365 nt
Organism: Eutrema salsugineum
Lineage: Eukaryota; Viridiplantae; Streptophyta; Magnoliopsida; Brassicales; Brassicaceae
Product: putative F-box protein At1g67390
Exons: 4
Coding region: 1-1365 (454 amino acids)
Molecular function (GO): protein binding
Source: RefSeq, a predicted model, not a curated record